Messenger RNA from Prorocentrum cordatum, 247 nucleotides. The record is from the annotation of a GenBank genome assembly. Lineage: Eukaryota; Dinophyceae; Prorocentrales; Prorocentraceae.
GCACAGGGCGAGUUCAAGCAGCAGGCCGAGGAACAUUUCCGCCUGGGGUUCGAGCGUGUGGCCAAGCUGCGCGGCGAGGUCAAGCUGCUCGAGGAGCAGGAGAAGCAGCUGGCGCAGCAAUCGGUCCACGGUCUGACUGGAGCCAGAGGGGUGACGCGCGUGCGCGCGACCGUGCUCGGCAUCAGGAUCAUCCACUUGCGGCUGCUGCUCCUGGUGGCCCCCUUCCUGGUGUUGCUCAGCUUCCCCG